This is a messenger RNA of Clupea harengus (Atlantic herring), 8136 nucleotides long. RefSeq names its product ATPase phospholipid transporting 8B2 (gene atp8b2). The record is from RefSeq and is a predicted model, not a curated record. Gene Ontology annotation, molecular function: ATP binding; ATP hydrolysis activity; ATPase-coupled intramembrane lipid carrier activity. Lineage: Eukaryota; Metazoa; Chordata; Actinopteri; Clupeiformes; Clupeidae. Gene Ontology annotation, biological process: Golgi organization; phospholipid translocation. Gene Ontology annotation, cellular component: plasma membrane; trans-Golgi network.
UGUGCAUCCGACCAGAGAGGCUGUUUAGCUCUCUGGAUGUGUCUCCCAGCUGCACAAGACCAAUUUAAACACACUUUCUUUACACGUGCACAGCCUCCUGCCUAGUCCAAUCGCCUUCUGCAGUGCUCCUCCCUCCUACUUUAGGCACGACUGACCUCCUGUAGCUUUUGCAACUGACGGUCUCCAGAUGCCAUGGUGGCUCAAAGACCUUCACAUAGGUAGUUUCCCCUAUCUCUACCGCCUGAGCCAAGAUGGCUGAUGGUUGCUUUCCUCUAGUGACCUGUCCCCCCCCCUCACACACACACACCCCUGCAGAGGCAGUUGCCCUAGCAACGUCAGGACCACACUCCCAUUGGCUGGGUGCUCAACCAAUCUUGUGCCUUCCUGAUUAGGUCACAAAAAAACAGCAUCAAACUUAGAGUGACUGUGCUCUGUUUGAUGUGAAGUGAGAGAGAGUGUUAUUUGAUAUGGGUAGUAGGCAGUCUGCUCAAAAUAUCCAGAGGAGACUCUUGAGUGAUGCCACAAGGUGUUGUGUUACAGUGUAAUGGGCCAUGCUAAGAUAGCGUUCUCGUUCUUGUUUCAUAAACGUUAGAGCUGAAACCUAUUCAGAUUUGUGAGCGUUUUUUCGAGCGACAAGAUCAUUCCGUGACGAUCCAGACGUUUUUAUAACUCACGUACAAUUAGCUAGAAUGCUGUUUUGGCGUCAGAAACACCGCUGUCAAGUAAUCCGAUCUGGAUCAAAGACCAUCAUAAUGUACACAGUCAGCGCAAUGUAGAUAUCCCGGGAUGAGAACGUCUUCAGGACUACCUCAGUCAGACCUAAUGACCUUAACGGUCUGCGGCAAAACUACCCGGCAGGAGAGCGGCAACGAGAUGAAAUUGAAUUAAUUUCGCGGGUGCCCGGCAGACACGCUCUGCAGCUGCGGUGCCGUCAUUCUCGCGUGGCGAUCUCGACCUGCGCGAGUCUGUCUAGCUGCCGUUUUGACGGAUCUGGAUCUGUCAAAACAAACGAAAUGUAACGGAAACUUUUAGAACAACAGAUCCACAGUCCGUCACCAUGACCGUCCCUAAAGACAUUCCUGACAAGUGGUUCCCUAUCGUUCUUCCACUGCAGCGGAAGAAACAGAACCAAGUCGCCGGCGGUUUAAAGAAAAGGAAAGGCAAAGAGGAGGAGAGGAAGGUGCGAGCCAAUGACAGAGAGUAUAAUGAGAAGUUCCAGUAUGCGAGUAACUGCAUCGUGACCUCAAAGUAUAAUAUCGUCACCUUUCUGCCGGUCAAUCUCUUUGAGCAGUUCCAGGAAGUGGCCAACACCUACUUCCUGUUUCUACUCAUACUGCAGUUGAUUCCUCAGAUCUCCUCUCUCUCCUGGUUCACCACCAUAGUGCCUUUAGUGCUGGUGCUCAGCAUCACUGCUGUCAAGGACGCCACUGAUGACUAUUUCCGUCACAAGAGUGACAACCAGGUGAAUAACCGUCAGUCUCAGGUGCUCAUCAAUGGCAUUCUUCAGAAGGAGAAAUGGAUGAAUGUAAGAGUGGGUGACAUCAUCAAACUGGAAAACAACCAGUUUGUGGCAGCUGACCUGCUUCUGCUCUCCAGCAGCGAACCUCACAGCCUGUGCUACAUCGAGACGGCUGAACUAGACGGGGAGACCAACAUGAAGGUUCGCCAGUCUCUUGUGGUCACCGCAGAGCUGGGAGACCCCAGCAAUUUGGCCCGGUUUGACGGAGAGGUGGUGUGUGAGCCUCCCAACAAUAAGCUGGACCGUUUCUGUGGGACCCUCUACUGGAAGGAGAGCAAAUACCCGCUGAGCAACCAGAACAUGCUGCUGCGCGGCUGUGUGCUGCGCAACACCGAGUACUGCUACGGCCUUGUCAUCUUCGCAGGUCCUGAUUCUAAGCUGAUGCAGAACAGUGGGCGCACAAAGUUCAAGAGGACCAGUAUCGACCGCCUUAUGAACACACUAGUGCUCUGGAUCUUUGGCUUCCUGGUGUGUAUGGGGGUGAUUUUGGCCAUUGGGAAUGCCGUGUGGGAGCGGGAGGUGGGCACCCUGUUCCAGAGCUUCCUGCCCUGGGAUCCGCCGGUCAACAACUUCAUGUUUUCGGCCUUCCUGUCCUUCUGGUCUUACGUCAUCAUCCUCAACACCGUGGUGCCCAUCUCCCUCUACGUCAGUGUGGAGGUGAUCCGACUGGGCCACAGCUACUUCAUCAACUGGGACCGCCGCAUGUUCUGUAGCCGUAGCAACACGCCGGCAGAGGCCCGGACCACCACGCUGAACGAGGAGCUGGGACAGGUGGAGUACAUCUUUAGCGACAAGACCGGCACCCUCACCCAGAACAUCAUGACCUUCAACAAGUGCUCCAUCAAUGGCCAUGCUUAUGGUGAUGUGGAUCCUGUUGGACCCCAGGGCAAGAGGCCACAGCCCCUGGACUUCUCCGUGGGGAACCCGCUGGCUGACGGGGGUCUGUGUUUUUACGACGCGUCCCUGCUGGAGGCGGUGAGGACGGGCGAUCCGGCCGCUCAAGAGUUCUUCAGGCUGCUCUCGCUCUGCCACACCGCCAUGAGCGAGGAGAAGAGAGAGGGGGCGUUGCUGUAUAAGGCCCAGUCUCCAGAUGAGGGCGCUCUGGUGACAGCAGCCCGGAACUUCGGCUUCGUGUUCCGCUCCCGCACGCCGGGCACCAUCACCGUGCACGAGCUGGGCCGCCCCGUCACCUACACGCUCCUCGCCAUCCUGGACUUCAACAACAUCCGCAAGAGGAUGUCUGUUAUAGUGAGAAACCCAGAGGGUCGUAUCCGUUUGUACUGUAAAGGAGCGGACACCGUGCUAUUUGAGAGACUUCACCCCUGCAACCACGAGCUCAUGAACAUCACCUCCGACCACCUCAAUGAGUAUGCAGCUGAUGGGCUGCGCACGCUGGCUCUGGCCUACCGGGACCUGUCUGAGGAGGAGUGGGAGGAGUGGUCAGAGCAUUACCGUGGCGCAGGAAAAGCAGCAGACUGCAGAGAGGACCGAUUAGCUGCCACCUACGAAGAGAUUGAACAGGAUAUGAUGUUACUAGGAGCCACAGCCAUAGAGGACAAGCUUCAGGAAGGUGUGCCUGAGACCAUUGCCAUCCUCUCUCUGGCCAACAUUAAGAUCUGGGUGCUCACUGGAGACAAGCAGGAGACUGCAGUCAACAUUGGUUACUCGUGUAAGAUGCUGACUGAUGACAUGACUGAGAUCUUCAUCAUUAACGGACACACGGUGCAGAGUGUCAGAGAGGAACUCAGACGAGCGAGGGACAGAAUGGUGGCCCACUCCGGAGAUGGGGGGAAAGGAGACGAGGCCCAAGGGUGGGCGAGGCCCCAGACCUGUUCUCCUGGCAACGGCGUCGGGGAGGGUGACCCAGCGGGCUGGCCCCACCCCCAGGAGAAGGAGGAGAAGGAGAAGGAGAAGGAGAAGGAGAAGGAGAAGGAGAAGCAGCAGCAAGGCGGCCCGGCCCCCUCUCUGCUGGAGACCAUCUCCGGGGAGUUCGCCCUGGUCAUCAGCGGACACAGCCUGGCCCAUGCUCUGGAGGGCGACAUGGAACAGGAAUUCUUGGAGACGGCGUGCGCGUGCCGGGCGGUCAUCUGUUGCCGGGUGACGCCGCUGCAGAAGGCAAUGGUGGUGGAGGUCAUCAAGCGACACAAGAAGGCCGUCACGCUGGCCAUCGGGGACGGUGCCAACGACGUCAGCAUGAUCAAGACGGCUCACAUUGGCGUGGGCAUCAGCGGGCAGGAGGGCAUCCAGGCGGUGUUGUCGUCGGACUACUCCUUCUCCCAGUUCCGCUUCCUGCAGCGCCUCCUGCUGGUCCACGGCCGCUGGUCCUACCUGCGCAUGUGCCGCUUCCUCUGCUACUUCUUCUACAAGAACUUCGCCUUCACCAUGGUGCACUUCUGGUUCGGGUUCUUCUGCGGCUUCUCCGCACAGACGGUGUACGAUCAGUACUUCAUCACGCUCUAUAAUAUCGUGUACACCUCGCUGCCUGUGCUGGCUAUGGGCAUAUUCGAUCAGGAUGUCCCCGAGCAGCGGAGCCUGGAGUAUCCCAAGCUGUAUGAGCCAGGCCAGCUGAACCUGCUCUUCAACAAGCGCGAGUUCUUCAUCUGCAUCGCGCAGGGCAUCUACACCAGCGUGGUGCUCUUCUUCGUGCCCUACGGCGUCCUCGCCCACGCCUCCCAGAGCACCGGCGAGCCCCUCGCCGACUACCAGACCUUCGCCGUCACCACCGCCACCGCCCUCGUCAUCGUCGUCAGUGUGCAGAUUGCGCUGGACACGGGCUACUGGACGGCCAUCAACCACUUCUUCGUGUGGGGCUCCCUGGGCCUGUACUUCACCAUCCUCUUCAUCAUGCACAGCAGCCUGCUCUUCAGCAUCUUCCCCAAGCAGUUCCACUUCCUAGGGAGUGCUCAGAACACAUUAGAGCAGCCGGUGGUGUGGUUGACGAUCGCCCUGGCGACUGUGAUCUGCAUCGCUCCCGUUCUUGCCUUCCGCUUUCUCAAGCUGGACCUCAAACCCCAGCUCGCUGACACGGUACGCUACACCCAGCUGGUCAGUCAGAAGAAGCGCAAGCCCGGCGGGCGCGACGGGCGCGGCAUGGGCGUGUCGGGAGUCGGCCUGGGCGUGGGGGCGCUGGGCCGACUGGGCCGCAGCGGCUCGCGGCGCUCGGGCUACGCGUUCGCCCACCAGGAGGGCUUCGGCGAGCUCAUCACGUCGGGCAAGAACAUGCGGCUGAGCUCCCUGGCCCUGGCCAACUUCGCCUCGCGCCACAGCUCUAGCUGGAUCGACACGCUGCGCAAGAAGAAGCAUGCUAACUCUGCUAACGGCGCCGUCGGUGCCAACGGCCAGACGGGCGCGCCUCACACCCCUCCAGGUCCGGCCUCGGCCCCGCCCCUCUCCAACUCCUCCUCCCUCAGCGGCCCGCAGGACACUCCCCCCGAGGAGGCGGGGCUUUCAAGCUUUCGAGAGGAGGGGGUCGCCAGAGACGGGGUUCAAAGCAGCGGCGGCGGCGCAAUGAGCCAUGGCAACAGAUGUGCUCGGGCGACGAGUCCGGACGGGGAGACAGGAGGGUGCAGCUUCGGAGCGGUGCAGGAGGCGCUGUUCGGCUGGAGGGGAGUGGGAGCGCGUGUGAGUGGAGCCAGCAGCCCAGGCCCGCCCCCCAUCAUGGAGGAAAGUAGCCCUGCUGAGUGACCAGCUGAUCGACAGGCUGGAAAGCCAAUGGGAAACUCAGAAGGAAGAGUCCUUUGGAGUGCCACUCCCCAUGCUGACUUGGGAUUGGUUCCCUACUCAUUGAAAGGAGGAAGCCGAGAUGCAGAGUUAGCCAUAUGGAGUGGAAGAGUGGUGUGUGUGUGCAGACACACACACACACACACACACACACACUCACACUCACACACACACACACGCACACACACACUUUGGUUAUCCAUUCUGGGUCCUUGGAGUAUAGUACACACUAACAAACAUGACGCCUUUGUGCUUUGCAUUGAAGCAAACAAGAACAUGAAGUUAACUGUUUUUGCUACUGGACAUUGCCAUCUCUUGCUGCACACACAAACUGUACGCUGUCGAAACAGUGACCUGAAUUGCUGUGUAUUCAAACAUAUCUAAGGUUCACCGGGUUCCUGGGUUGUCCUGGUGACAUCCCUACAGAGAAGGUACCAUGAACACGCUCUUGCCCCCCAAAAACAUCAGAUUAGUGUCUUGAUCUGUGCUCAUGUGUGGCUCAGCAACUCAGAACUCCCCUAGAGUAGAAUAGACAGGGGAAGUUACGAAAAAGGAGGUUUUUCCUCUUAGUUGAACUGGUGGCUGUUGCAAAGGCGAAAGAGAAGGUACCAUGUACACACUCACGCCUGACUGGUUCAGCCUGCAACACAGUCGCUUCUGUCAUCGUAGUGUGCUGCCUGGGGUUUGACUGAAGGCUGCUAUUGACUCCCACACUGAUGCAUCUGUAUGCAUCCUCAGCCUCAUGGCACUCCAGUUGGGACUGUGCUUCCAAAAGAACAUCCGUUGGAAGCAAAAACCUAAAAAUGCGAUCACUCUGUGGACCAUUUUCUGUGAAAUUUGUCUGCUCGUGGCCAUCAUCUCUAUGGCCUCUCUAUAGCCUCGUUACCAUAGUUUCCACAGCGAUGAACCUAUGUGGUAAGACCCUUGUUUUGAACAGUUUUCAAAGGGAUUUCAGAGACCCCUUGAGUGACAGCUUGUUCUGCAGCAGAAGCCUUUCACUCCCUGGGUAACAGAGCGCACGGUUACCAUAGCUACCCAUUCUUGCACACACAUUAUAGCUUUACAUUUUAAAGUAUUUUUCAGAUGUCAAAUUCAGCCUUUUCACUAUACUAAGAUGCCAUUUAGAUUGCUGUGUGUCUUUCAGAAGUACAGAUAAUAACAAUAAUAAUCUCCAGUGAUCUGUAAAUCCUUUUGGCACUGAAAAGUUGUCUUAAUUAUUCUAAUGUAGAAAUGCACACAACAGUAUUUUAAUGCUAAAUUUAAUAUAUGAUAAAUGUAAUAAAAUGUGGAGCUAUAACUGUAAAUAUGAAUGGGUAGUUAAGGUAGUUGGAUAUUGAUUACCUUCUGGGUAUUCAUGUCUUUGUCAACCGUGUUUAUUAUAAAAUUCCAUCUUCCACAUACUUAAGUGUGUGCAUGCAGUACUCUGCCUAUAGGAGCGUGAUCUGCCACUCAAGAAGAAGGACAGCUGAAUCAGCCAAACCCUGGCGACUCACCAUCAUCAAAACUGGAAAAUAAAGGAUGUAAAGACUGUACUGUGUGUGUGUGUGUGCGUGCGUGCGUGCGUGCGUGCGUGCGUGCUUGCGUGCGUGCGUGUGUGUGUCUUUAUAGUUCUUAAUGAGAACGUGGUAAGGACCCGGCCAGGCAAAAUGGGAUUAAAAACUCCAUCCUCUGCCUGUUGCUUAGCGAUGCGCCACAUUGGCGCCGGUUCCUCUUCGCACUGACUGGCCGCCACGCCCCGGAGCCCCCGCCGGCUUUGGAGAACAUCCCUGUGCGUUCUCUACCGGCCCUCACCCUCCGGCGCUCACAUUCACCUUCACUCGACUCUGCAAAGGACUGUUGAGACCGAGUCUGUUUCAGCUGAGGGUCUGUCAACAUGCUGGUCUGCUGGUCAUUUCAUGUGCAAGUAUGUGACUGACACUGUAAAAAAAAAAAAGCCUACAUCCUUAAUACAUGAUAAGUGCAUUCAGAAGAUGAGGUAUAAAAAGCGAUGCGACCAGAAUAUAAAUCUUUUACGGCUCUUUCCAGCAAUAUCAGUAUGGUGUGAAUGUUUAGGAGCACCCUGCCGAGAAGUGUGCAGAUUUGUAGUUAUGUAUGAUUAGUUAAGUGGUUAAAUGAUUUUAGGUGUCCAGACAUCAUUUUUUGCAAGUGCUAUAAUUCAUAAUAAAUGCCUUAUAAUGCAGUGGGAAUACACUUAUUAUGCAUUAGAGUUGUAGGCUUAAUGUGUAUGUGUUGAGUUUGUAUGGACUCUAGCACUAUGGUAAUGUAAAGGGGAAGGAGAAUAUAUUGGAUUUUUGAUGAGAGUACUAGUAUGCUGUGAUAAAGUUAUUUUUUUUGUAUAAAUUUCUUUGGAGAUGCUUGCUUAUGCACCAACUAUUACCAUGACCGAGUUCCAUUUAAUCACCCUGAAGCAAUGUGUGCCACAGUGGCCUAAACUGAAGAAUGAUUGGCCAGUGGCCUAAAUGAUGUUUGUAUGAAAGAUGACACCCCUCAUUAUUAGCCUCCUAUAGGAAUGUACCAACCAAAGUUGAACAUGAAAAAGGCCUACAGUAGUGUGAUGUUACAAGAGCCUACACAUUACCACUGCCCAGAAGCUAAAUGUGGCAUACAUUCAGGUCAGUCUGCCUUUCCAUUUAAGUAAAAAGCUGAUGACACAGAAUGGAAUGAGAGGGAAAAUGUAAAUGUUUUACAUACGUUUAUAACAUUGAUCAUAACAGUGUUAAGGCUGGUAAGGAAGAAGUCAUAAUGAAAGUGUUUCAUGUGUGUAGUUUCUGUCACAUGCUGUUUGGGAGGAGUUCUGAGCGUCUUGUACGUCCAAUCAGUUAAUGUUGGAUUGAGUGUAUGUAGGCACUUGGAAAACAGUCAAUAAACUAUCCAGAUAUUUUCUUGCUCAAGGGAAA